Messenger RNA from Mugil cephalus (flathead mullet), 4439 nucleotides. RefSeq names its product ankyrin repeat and fibronectin type III domain containing 1 (gene ankfn1a). Gene Ontology annotation, cellular component: spindle. The transcript has 25 exons. Gene Ontology annotation, molecular function: protein binding. Bases 348 to 4286 code for a protein of 1312 amino acids. Lineage: Eukaryota; Metazoa; Chordata; Actinopteri; Mugiliformes; Mugilidae. The record is from RefSeq and is a predicted model, not a curated record. Gene Ontology annotation, biological process: establishment of mitotic spindle orientation; regulation of establishment of bipolar cell polarity.
CUCCUCCCUUCUAAUUGUCCCGUGGCCGUGGAGUGGGAGUUAGUGGGAGUGGGAGUGGGAGGGUGAGCUGGGGCUCGGCCUCCUCCAGAUGUGCUCUUCCUGCCUCGCUGCCUUCCUCCCGGGCGUCAGUGCGGUGAAAUGUGAUCCUCUCCGGCCCGGCCGCCUGUAUUUUGGGAUGUUUUACACGGGGCAGGACAAAGACAGGAGCCCAGCCUGAGCAGAUGUUUCAGUUCUGGGAGGAGAAGGAGAAGAAGGAGAAGAAGAAGAAGAAGGGGAGGAGGAGGAGGAAGCGACAUAGUUUGUUGCAGAAGAAGAAGAAGAAGUUCUGAUUUACGAUAUGGCUCAAGAUGUCUGUGGAUUCAGAUAAUUCCUGUGUUUUGCUGUCACCGCGAGACUCCAGGACUUCCUGCAUCUUCCAACCCGCCGAUGAGAAGGAUGACAUCCCAGGAGUGGGAGAUGAGAGUGUCCUGGAGAUGCUGAGCUACUCCAAGUUCAAUGACCUGGAAACAUGGCUGUGCAUGCCUUCUUCACUGCUGCUGCGCCCCAGGUCUCUGGACUUCACCUCCUCCUGUUCCUCCACCUCGUCCUCCACACACACAUCCAACCACUCCUUAAACUCGGCUCCCAUCUCGUCCUCUUCCUCGCCGGCCUCCAACUCCCGACACUCCACCUGCAGCGAGCCGGGAGAGGCCGAGCUCGGGUCCUCGGUGAAGGAGUCCUCCUUCCUCAGACCUGCCCUGGGGAAGGAGGUGACCUUUCUGUCCACGCCCCUCCUCCCCAUCCUCUCCUCCACCCCUGUCCCAGCCUCAGGACGGAGCUCAGGGACUCCAGAUGGAGAAUCCGCCUCCCGGAGCGGCGUCUCCGUCAGGAAACGGCGGCGGCUGGCGGCCAGUCCUGGAGGACUCCACUGGAACUCAGCAGGUUCGGUGCAGCGUGACUUCUGGUCACCUGAUCCAUCUCCUGGGUCUGGGGGGAGCAGAGCAUCAUCAUCACCAUCACCCGCAGCAACAGGAGGAGGAGGAGGAGGGAGAGGAGGAGGGAGAGGAGGCGGGGGAGGCGGAUACAGAGGAGGUGUGAGGAGGCCCCCCCUGGCUGAUCUGGGCGGAGCUUCGCCGGCGUGGGCCGUGGACCGGGCGCCUUUGAGGAAGACGGUUUCGGCUGACGACCGACUGGAGAGAGGAAGGAAGAAGCUCCGCAACCUCCACAGUCUGGGAACCACAGGACGAUACGACACCCGGAAAAAGUCGGACAGUAAGAUCUCUCGCUUGGCUCAGAGGUGGCACCAGAAGCCGGGGGGUGAUGCUCUGAUCAAAGACCUGAAGCCCCUGUACCACGCGGGACCCCCCCGAUCCUCUCUGAGCCUGGACAGACGUUUUCCAGGUGUCAUGACCCAACAAAUGCAGAACCUGCAGUUGUCCCAGACCAGGAAGUGCCCCGGUGGGCCGGCCUCGCCCAGCGCCGCCAAGCGCCUCUACAGGAACCUGUCGGAGAAGCUGCGAGGCAGCACGUCCUCGUUUGAAGACGCCUACUUCUUCGGCAAAUCGGACCGCCUCCGCAAAGCCUCGACGAUGCAGGGCAGCGACUGCAUCUUUGAGGCGGUGGAGCAGCAGGACCUGGACGCCGUGCAGAUCCUCCUCUACCAGUUCUCAGCCGAGGAGCUGGACCUGAACACCCCCAACAGCCAGGGCCUGACGCCGCUCGACAUCGCCAUCAUGACCAACAACACGCCCAUCGCCAAACUGCUGCUGAAGGCCGGCGGCCAGGAGAGUCCGCACUUUGUGAGUGUGGAGAGUCGUGAGGCUCACCUGAGCUCCCUGGUGGUGGAGGCGGAGCUUCGUGCGUCCGACCUGGCGUCCCAGGCGCAGCGGGACGGUCUGUCCCUGGAGGCGUGUCACAAGGACAAGCAGCUGAGAGCGUGGGAGUGGAGGAUCAAACUCUACAAACGCAUGAGGACGGGCUUCCAGCACGCCCGUGUCCCGGAGACCCCGUCCAUGGUCCGACUGAGCGUGAGCAGUAGCUCCACGUUGACCGUCACCUUCCAGGAGCCUCAGGGUCUGAACUCCACCGUGGUGACAAAGUUCAAAGUGGAGUGGAGCUGCCUGAAGGAUUUCUCGCUGCUGGCUGGGGAGGUGGUGUUGGAUAAUCUCCAGAGCCUCAAAUACACCAUCAGUAACCUCACCACGGGCCGGAUCUACUACGUCCGGGUGUCGGCCUAUAACAUGAAGGGCUGGGGCCCCCCCUCCGCCUCCCUCCCCCCAUCAGCUGCUCCCUCCAACUGGAGGGAGAGCGACGGUCGGGAGCCCAGGAGACGAGGACACAUCGAGGCCAUGGAGCGUCUGCUGCAACAGGUCCGAGCGACGCAUUCACAUUACUGCUGCGGAGACGCGUCGAAGCUGCAGAACCCGAGCAGGAAGCAGUCGGUGUCCAGGAGCCUCAAACAUCUCUUCAACUCCUCCAACAAGUUCGUGAAGACACUGAAAAGGGGGGUUUAUCUGGCUGCUGUGUUCUACCAUAAAGACUCUUUACUGGUGACAGCGGAGGAUCAGAUCCCCAUCGUGGAGGUGGACGACUCCUACAGCAGCUCCCUCAUGCAGGACUUCCUCUGGUUCACCAAGCUGUCCUGUAUGUGGGAGGACGUCCGGUGGCUGAGACAGAGCAUGUCCGUGUCCAUGUCCUCGUCCUCCACGCUGCAGGCCAGACACAAGAUGCUGACGGCGGCCGGGCAGCUGCAGAACCUCCUGGGGACCCACAACCUGGGCCGGGUCCACUAUGAGCCCAUCAAGGAUCGCCAUGGCAACGUGUUGCUGGUGACCAUCCGGGACACGGAGAGCCAGAGCUCCCUGUUCAGCGGGAAGUGGAUGCAGGUGACGAAGCUCCAGAGCCAGAGGAAGUCCCUGUCCACCCCCGAGGAGCCGUACGCCCUGGACAUCCUCAUCAUCACCAUCCAGGACAUCCUGUCCUACCAGAGGCGGAGCUCCCACCGCCUGGCCCCCGGCCUCUACCUGGGCUACCUGAAGCUCAGCAGCUCCGUGGACCAGAUCAGAGUCCUGGUCUCACAGAGAACUCCCAACAUGCUUUGCCACUCGCGGAUACGAGACAACGCCAACGUGUCCAGGGAGGAGUGGGACUGGAUCCAGACCCUGUCGGCCGCCGGAGACACGGAGCGCAGCGGCGAGGACAGCGAGGGGGCGGAGCCACGGACGGAGAGCCACGCCCCUUUGCUGUACUACGAGCUGCAGACGGCGAUCAAGUCCCUGCUGAAGCUCAUCAACCUACCUCUGCACCAGGCCCGUCACUUCCGUCUCUACAGUCAGGAGGUGGUGGAGCUCGGUCACGGCGUCUCUUUCCUGCUGCUGCUCCCGGCGUCCGAUGACGUUUGCUCCGCCCCCGGACAGUCCAACCCCUACACGCCGCUGUCAGGAUUCCUCCACCUCCCGCUGCAGAUGUUUGAGCUCGUGCACUUCUGCUCCUACAAAGAGAAGUUCAUCAGCCUGUACUGCCGCUUGUCCUCCGUCCUGGACCUGGACGCCCUCAUUACCCAGCAGGCAUUGCGGGAGGCCAUCACAGACAGCGAGGUGGCCACGGCCAAGCAGAGACACCAGCUCAUCCUGGACUACAUCCAGCAACUGGACGAGAUGCGGCGGGACCUGCGUUGGCUCACGGACGCCCUGCAGUACGCCCGCUACAAGCAGCCGCACGGCGGCGUCCCCGUCACCUGCCUGGUGGACGCCAGCGCCCCGGAGACCGAGCCGGGGCAGCAGAAGACCGACUCCACCUCCUCCACCAUGGACUUCCUGCCCACGCCGUCGCCGUCGCCGGAGUUCCACCGCAGGAAAACCAUCAGCGACUCUCUGCUCGGCUCCGAUGAAGACGGCUCCUCGGAGGUUUUCCUGCCCACGGACAGCGACUACGACUCCAGCGACGCGCUGAGCCCCCGGGACCUGGACCUGCUGUACUCGCCGGCCCAGGACCUGUCCCAGCAGGCCGUGCACUCGCUGGGCGGCAGCGCCCCAGACGUGCUGCAGAUCCACGAGCUCAGGUACAGCGUGCUCCCUCCCAGAGACCUCCCCCUCUCCCCCCUCUCCCCAGUGGUGAAGGAUCCUAAAUGUAAAGGUGCUCCUCUCUCCCCCCUCCUCCCCCGUUCCCCGUCUCUCUCCAGGACCCUCCCCACCUCCCCCUCCCUCCCCCUCUCCCCCAGGGAUCUCCAAAGACCUCCCCCUGUCCCUCCCCUUCUCCCCGUCCCUGUCCCACGCCACCAAGACCCUGGAGGGCCUCUCCCUGUCUAAGAGCCACCAGGAAGGCCCCGCCCCCCUCCGGGCGCUCGCCAAUCCCCCCGCCAAGCGGAAGCUGCUGUCCAGGAGCCACCGGGGGCAGUACUUCAGCGGCCCCCAGCGCUGGCUCCGGGGCCACAGCGGGGAGGGCCACACCGGCUCCUUGUC